CAUAACUCUGCAACUUCAGAUUUUAAUCUACCCCAGCGCACCAAAUAUCCGAUUAUAGUGCUAUGUUUCUCAUAUUAUUGACUCUUUUUACAUUCUCUUUUCAGAACGAUGACAAAUCCUCUAAGGCAAAGUCAUUAGAAGACAUGCUCGGUUGUGAUAACACUUUUAAUGAACUGGUUGGUGAUUACAUGAAGGAUGUCAAGGCAAAAGUAUCAGAUUCUAAGGCAGAGGUAGAUUAUCUAAAGAUCAGAAUGAUUACUGAUCAUAUAUUGGUUAAGUCAAAUAAUGAUCCCGCCUUUAAGGCAUGGAUAUGCGUUCAAUUGGAUGUUAUUUCUUGCAUGAUUAAGAAGACUUAUAAUUUUACAAAAAAUUGCGAAAUUUUCUUCGCGCUUUUACAACUGACUAACCAUAUGCAAAAAGGGGUCCGUAGGGCUUUUAUUCGAUCGGUAGUGUGUUUUGAGAAAUGUUCGGAGAAAAUGGAUGAAACACAAACUCAAUUAUUUGAUCAAUUGCUGCUCAUAUCAGAACAAACGGACUUUGACAAAAACAUUACACAGGAAGAAGAAAUGGUACAAAUAUAUCACAGAGUAUUUUCAGCAAAUAGCACAGAAACGUUGGCUCAAGAUAAUUAAAU
This is a messenger RNA of Vavraia culicis subsp. floridensis, 634 nucleotides long. RefSeq lists its product as uncharacterized. The record is from RefSeq and is a predicted model, not a curated record. The coding region runs from base 63 to 632 and encodes 189 amino acids. Lineage: Eukaryota; Fungi; Microsporidia; Pleistophoridae. The transcript has a single exon.